Molecule: messenger RNA, 4123 nt
Organism: Thecamonas trahens ATCC 50062
Lineage: Eukaryota; Apusomonadida; Apusomonadidae
Exons: 2
Coding region: 77-4123 (1348 amino acids)
Source: RefSeq, a predicted model, not a curated record
AUUGGCCCAACCUCGUUGUUUGCCUGGAGGACCAUCUUACAGAAAAGGUCGUAGAGUGUUCAGAGCAAGAACCAUUAUGAGUGGUAGCAUGUUGUUUGCACUGGAAUGUGUGGUGGUGGUGGUGGGGCUUGUUCUCGCUCUCCCUAUCACCCUCUCUGAGCCCACAACGUACUCCAUGGACGCCACCGUCGCAUCGUCUGCCUUUGUCGGCGCUCAGCUGUCGGGAUCGGUGUCGGACUCGCCCAGCCAAUGGCAGAUGGAUAAUGGCGUAACAGGCGGUCUGCUCUUUGCUUUUACUCCCGACGGCCUCAACUCGUCCACAGGCCAUGUCCAUGUCCUUCCAUCCUCCACCCUCCUCUUUCCCGGAGGCUCCAACGUGGCGCUUCUCGGCUCGAUGAGGGUUGCUGCCAGGCCGUUCGACGAGCCCGACGCUCUCCUCGCCCUGCCCUUCUCUGAUGCGGCGUGGCAGGUGCCGAAUGGCCUCUCGGGCAGGGCAAUGAUCCCCAGCAGCUUCCAAUCGUCUUUGCUUGGCGACACUUCGAGCUUCCAGAUGUCCGGUAGCGCCGUCGCGGACUCACUCACUCUCGCCUUCAACAGCCCAUCGUUUGGCACGCACCUGGGCCUGUACGUCACGCCGGCAUCGUGUGCAUCGACCUCGUGUGAUGUGUUCCUCUCACCGCUGCCUUCGCUCACUGUGAACUACUAUCACGUCUGUCCGGUCGUUAGCGGCGUGGCUAACGCGCGGGUCCGCGAUUCGGAGCACACGUCGCAACCGUACGCGCCGGUGGGCGAGAACCUGGUCGUCGAGUGCGAGUUGGGCGCCAAACUUGAACCGCCGCACUCGGGCAACGCCAUCGCGGUCACUUGCUCCCCCGACGGUAGCUACUCGCCGACUAUCGGCUCCGUGGCGUGCGCGUUUCCGCCGCCGCCGCCGCCGCCGUAUGCCUGUGAACUCCUCCCGCCACCGACCAAUGGCAACAUCUCGUUCUCCAAUUAUGGCUACCGCGGCUCCAUGGCGACGUCAGUCUGCAACGCCGGCUAUGAUCUUGUGUCCGGAUCGACUACCCGCGAGUGCACCGGCGAGUCCGGCUCGCCGCCAGGCAACGGCGGGAGCGCAGGCAGCGAACCGCCGGGAUGGUCGGGCAUCCCGGUCUCAUGCAUCGUCGUCGAGUGUCCUGGACUGCUUUGGCCGACCAACGGCGUCAUCUCGUGUUCGGGCGCAUCAUCUCCGUCGGUGGAGGGCGCGUACCAGGAGCAGUGCAAUACGACGUGUAAUGCUGGAUUCUCGCUUGUCGGCGCAGCGACGCGGACGUGUCGGGCCGACUCGACAUGGAGCGGCAGCAUAGCGCCGUUUUGCUCCUCGUUUAACAUCUCGACCUCGUACGCCGUAUUCCAGGGCCCAACCGAGCUUCAAGUGCCAGCCGGCGCCACGCUCGGGUUCUCGGUCUCGGUCCGCGACUCUAGCGGCUUCCCGGUCAUGACCGGAGCCGACGCGCCGAUGGUGCGCACCUCGCCCGACGGCGUCAACCUUGUCAGCGAAACGGUGUACCGCGGCAACGGGCUGUACAACGCGCUCUUUCCAGUGGCGACCAAGGUCGGCAACUACCUCUACGAACUUGGUGUCAACAAUCUCCCGUUCGAGACUGCCCCCAACGUGCUCAAUGUCACAGUUGUGCCGGGCCCGCUCGAUCCAGGCACGACGUAUGUCGAGUACAAUGGCGAGGAGCUGGUCGACUCGCAGCUGGACAUUGCCACAUCGGUUGCGCUCGAGUAUCACAUCGUCCUCCGGGAUGAGUACGAGAACGCGCUGGUACGCCUUCCCGCUGGCGGAACAAGCGUAUUUUCGGUCAUCCUCAAGCUCGGCUCGGUCGUCACGCCGGUAUUGUACCUCAACGAGGUGACGGAGCCUUCGGCCCGACUGGCGCUUGGCAUCUACGUCGAGGUCGGCGGCACGUACACCAUGUCGAUCAAGGCUGGUGUCACCGACAUUGCACUCUCGCCGUUGAUUGUCAACGCGGCGCAAGUCUGCCAGCCGGGCUUCAAGGUCUUUUCCGAGUUUGCUUGCACCGGAUGCGGGAUCUCGACCUACUCGGACACGAUUGGUGCGCCCGAGUGCACAGCGUGUCCACAGUAUGCGACGUCGCCGGAGCUCUCGUCGACGUACCUCAACUGCUCGUGCUUACCAGACUACUGGUUUGGGCCGGAGCCGCGGACUGCGGCGUCGAUCUGCAUUCCGUGCCCAGUGGGCGGAGUGUGUGACGGCGGCGACUCGUGGCCGUACUCCGGGACGGGUUACUUUGAGAAAGAGCCGGGCUCUGCGGUGUUUGUCGAGUGCGAGCGAGCAGGGGCGUGCGCGGGCAGCAACGGGUGCUCGCCGGGUCAUCUCGGGUACAUGUGCAACGAAUGUGCGCCAGGCUACCACACCGGGCCAUCGGGCAACUGCCGCAAGUGCCCCAAGUCAUCGUGGGCGCUCAUUCUACUGUUGAUGGUGCUCAUUGUGGGGCUGGCCGGGGCGGUGGUGGCGGUUCUUGCGCUCACUCUCUCCAAGCAGCAGGAGCAUCCCGAGGGUGACGCACUGCUCAAGAUGGGACUGCGGGUCCGCCUCAUUCCGGCGACUCUGUCGAUGACGAUUGUGGCGAUGCAGGUGGUAGGCAUGCUGUCUGAGAGUCGGCUGGGAUGGCCGACGACGGCAAGGUCGGCGAUGCGGCUGGCAUCGGUGUUCAACAUUGACAUGCGGGUGUUUGGCACCGAGUGCACCAUCGGCUCGUUCCACAACAACUACGUGUUCUCGGUCUCGCUCCCGCUCAUGCUCGUGGCUGCGCUGGCUGUCGGGUUCUUCCUUCUCAAGCUGACGCGGCACAUGUUGCUGUGCAAGGUGCUCCGGGUGAGGUCGAUGAGGGCUGCGCCGUUUCUGGACGGCUCGCUCUUCACCAUCAUGCCCGUGCUGUACAUUCCGAUUGCGCGUACAACGCUAGUGUACUUUGACUGCACACAGCUGCCCAACGGCAACUUUGUGCUCGAUGCCGAUCUGGGCGUCAAGUGCUUUGACCAUUCGUGGUGGGCGCUGUUUCCGGUGGCGGUGACAGCGGUGACGCUGUAUGUGGUCGGCCUUCCGCUGUACGCGCUGGUGCGCCUGGUAACGAACCGGGCGGACCUCUUUGAGCCGCAUGUCUUCUCGCGGUUUGGCGCGCUAUACAAGCUCUACCGCACGCCGUUCUAUCUGGGUGAAAUCGCCAACAUGAGCAAGCGGCUGCUGCUUGUGGUGGCGUCACUAUUUCUUUCUCGGGCGCAGAUCGCGCAGGUCGGGCUCAUUCUGGCAGUGCUCUUUACUGGCUUGCUGGUGGUUGUCCGGCACGAGCCGUACUUUUAUCCGCUGUACAACACGACAGACCGGCGAAUCUCGCUCGCGCUGGUCCUGCUGGUCUUUGUCGGCAUGGGCGCGUACACCGAGCGCGGGGCGGACAACUCGUCGCCCAACGCGUACUUUACGGCUGCGACGAUUCUUGUGCUCAUCGCGCUGUUUCUUAUCUGCUCGGUGGCGAUUACGACCGAGAUGCGUGAGCUGUUCAAUGAGCGAUCGCACAAGUACUCGGGCUACACCCACCGCGGGCGGAUGCUGCGGCGGCACAUUGACGGGCAGCUGCCGGACCUACGGCCCGGGCUCGCCAAUCUGCUUCAGAACGCGUUCGAAGCUGCUGAGGAUGCCGAAGCCCGUGGCGACUACACGCUGAAGGGAGCGCUGAGCUCGUCUGCGUCAGCGCUACACCUUCCGCUGGCGCGGGCUGAGCUCUCACCUACUCUCGCCACCGACCUUCCGCCGGAGCUUGAGGACAGCAGCAAGGCGGAUGCGCUCUCGCGGAUCGACUCGAUUGCGCUCGAGGACACAGGCGGCAUGUUCUUCAACCCGGUGUACUUUGUGGAUGAAGGUGACGAGGAGGACGAUUUCGACCGGCAGGUCUCGGGUGUGCUCAUCCGGCGCGCUGGCCGCGGGGGAUCGUCAACGACGCUGGCCUCGACCCACUACAGCGCGAACCCGCCUACGCCGCGGAUGACCCCGUGGAUGGACGCGAUUUCCGAGUCGACAUCGUCAUUGGAAGGCGAUGAGUCUGCGCCGUGGGACUGA